Messenger RNA from Parasteatoda tepidariorum (common house spider), 2478 nucleotides. Its product is annotated as RNA-binding protein RO60. Gene Ontology annotation, cellular component: ribonucleoprotein complex. Lineage: Eukaryota; Metazoa; Arthropoda; Arachnida; Araneae; Theridiidae. The record is from RefSeq and is a predicted model, not a curated record. Gene Ontology annotation, molecular function: RNA binding.
UAAAGGCAAUUUAUCUAUUAAAAAAAUGCAAAAUUAAUAUUAGUGUAUUUGUUUUAGAGAAAAUAGCAACAAGUACUUUAUAGCUUCUUUGUUUAUUUAUUUACGUUCGCUUGGGAAUUUGACACAAUCAGAUAACACUAUCAACAUGGCUGAAACAACAAAAGAUGCAAACUUGAUUCAACUCUCUCGCUUUUUGUAUCUUGGAGAUGAAUCUAAAAUGUAUCCUGAUUCAGUAAAAUAUCCCUUUAAUCCUGAAACUUGUCAAUUUCUCAAGGAGCUGAUGCAGUCUGGUUUGGUUCAAGAAGCUGUUGAAGAGGUUAUUCGUUCUUUUAAGGAAGGUCAUUUUAUAGGUUGCGAAACCUUACUGUAUGUCUUAGCUGUAUUUGCACAUCCUUCAAAUAAUUCUUAUACGAAAGGGAAAGCUUUUGAAGCUGCAGCUGAGAUCUGUUCUUCUGCUUCCAAUAUGCUUACCUUUAUUUACAUUUUUAAAGAUGUCAUUAAGCCAUUGAAAGGUUGGGGUCGAAUGAGUCGAAAUUUCCUUAUUAAUUGGUAUGUUAAAAGGGAUCCCAAGGAUUUGGCUAUGGAAGUGACGAGAGUCAAGUCGCGUCAUAAGUGGACACAUAAGGAUGUUCUUUGUAUGGCUCAUGUAAAGCCUAGUAAACCAGGCAGUGCUGCAGUUCUAAAAGCAAUAGUAAAAGGUUUAGAAUGUGCAGAAAAAGAAUUUGCUGCUGAGCCAGAAGCUGAGCCAAUUUUAAAUUUCUUGAAAGGUGUUCAUGAAGUUGUUCAUGCCACUGAUCCUCAAGCUGCUGCUAGACUUAUUGAAAUUCACAACUUGUGCCUUGAACAUAUUCCAGACAAAAUUAUAAAAUCUAAAGAGGUGUCUUUGUGUAUAAUUCCUCGUGUACCACUUCCUAGUCUGUUGAACCAGCUGCCUCGUUAUCACAAAGUGGGUUUGUUGAAACUUAACAGUCCCCAUUACAAAGCAGCUCUGGAAAGAUUAACUACCGAAGAAGCUUUGAACAGUGAAGACAUAGGACCUCUAGAUACAUUUUUAGCUAUACGACGUUGGCAAAUUUCUUGUAAACCCAUGUUAAGACAAAGUACACCUGCUUUGGAUGAUGCCCUUCAGAAUUUACACUUGGAAUCUUUUAAGCGGAUACGGACAACAGAAAAAAGAUACUUGGUUGCGAUUGAUGUUGGUGUAUCAAUGAAUCUUAGCAAGUGUUCUGGUUGUAAUGCCGUGACACCUUCACACAUUGGUGACAUUGUACUCAUGGCACUUGUGAGAUCUGAGCUUUCUAAUGUCACUGCCCUUGUUUUUUCUGAAAAUGAGCUAGUGCAAGUGGAUAUAAACCAUAAAAUGACUCUUGUGGAUAUAGUUGAGCGUUUAAAUGAAGUACCUGCUGGUCCAAUAAUUUUAUCUGCACCCAUCAACUAUGCUCUUACUAAAAAGCUGCGCUUUGAUGCCUUUGUUGUAUUCAGUGACAUCAAUUCAAAAGCUGAUGAUAGUGAUUUAGUUAGUACCAUGAAAGAGUACAAGGAAACGAUGCGGCUACCAAAUACUAGGUAUGUUCUAUCAACUCUCUGUGAUAGAAAAUCUACCUUCACUCAAGAGGGUCCUGACUUUUUGAAUAUUGUUGGAUUUCACACUAAGCUUGUGCAGACUAUUCAAGAUUUUACAUGUGGUUUGUUUUAACAGAAGGGGCCUUUUUAAUCAAUAUUUCUGAAUUACGGGAACCAUAUUUAAGUGUGCUCUGUCCUCAUGUUGUAUUUGUACAUGUCUAUUGUGGCAUCAUUUUAAAGAGUGCAGCUCUUUUUAUUAUUAAAAGAAUAUUUUUAUGUAUACCGAGAACAAGUCUUGUUAAUGCAGUGAGUUGUGAGAUAUAUUUACUUUCUAAAAUUAAAUGAAUUAUAAGGAUGCAUAAUUUAGUUCCAUCUCAGUUAAAUAAUUUUGUUCUAGUUAUUAUUUGUGAUUUCAACUGAAAAUUUUCUUCAUUACAUUUGACACAUAAAGGGCUUAGAAAAUGCUAGUAAACUGUACUUGUUAGUUGUUCGUCAGUAAGCCUCUUUUUGUGUACUGUUGAUUUACAUGCCUGUAUGUGAUAGAUUAUUUAUAUUGACUUUACAACUACAUUUUUGGGAGCAUGGUAUGUAGAUUUUUGAGGCUUAUAAUUUCAAUUUGUUUUAGUUUUACUUAUAUGUAAAUAGUUGUGAAUGAAUUUUAAUGCUAUUGCAUAGAAUAAAAAUUCAUGUACACCUUUUGUUCUACCUUCGGGAUAUUUAUUAUACAAUUUAAAAAAAGCCAUUAUUUUUGUUAGUAUCAUUAAAAUAUAUAUUGCAUUUUAAUUAUGACUUUUGCACAAGUAACAUAAUUUUUUAUGACUAUGUUAAUUUUCAUAAUUUUAAUGAACACAUUUGUAUUUUGUUGAAAAAAAAAUGUAAUCCUCAUUUGACAAAAUAAACCAAUCAGCUUUUUUA